Messenger RNA from Physella acuta, 5010 nucleotides. RefSeq lists its product as uncharacterized. NCBI's taxonomy places the organism in Eukaryota, Metazoa, Mollusca, Gastropoda, Physidae. The record is from RefSeq and is a predicted model, not a curated record.
AAUAAGUCACAUUAAAUGUAACAUCAAUCAUAAAAUGUAACACUUUUCUGGUUUUAGGAAAAUGGUAGCUUUGAAAUCAAAAGAUUUUAGUAACAAAAUAUCUAUACAUCAAAAUUUAAAAUAAUGUGACUUAUUAUUAACAUAAGAGUAAAAAUAAAUAAAGCAGAAUAACCCGGAAAUAUAAAGAGCUAUAAAAAAAAAAAGUAAUUAGAUCAAGUAAACUAACCCGAGGAAAAAAAUCUAAACUAACCGUCUCAAGAUUGUCAUAAGAAAUUAAGAUAUCAUUGACGUCGUCCCCCUCAUGGUACUGAAGAUGUCAUUUUUUGAUAAGGAGGCAAAGUUCGGGAACAUCAAGCCAGAAAAGAAAUAUUUGCAACACUUGUCCCGGUAACCCACAGACAACAAUGGUUGGAUGAAUUUUAUUUCGUCGAAAUCUGUCCGAAAACAUGGAUGGCGGAGACUUGUAAAAGGUCAAAUAUCUAGCGCUAAUCCGGAAAUGCUUGGAGCUAAAGUUGCCAGAGCUAAAAUGAAAUCGACUGUUGGAAUUGAUUUAAAAUGUACAGGAAAUCGGCCCCGAAAAGUUUGUUUUUACCAAAAAAAAUAUUAAGUCUGGCAAACUUUGGGAAAAAAAAACAGACGACCAAGAACUAAUGUUAACCAUUACAGUUACAGUUUCCUCAAAUAAAGACAACAUAUGCUCUCGUCCGCGGCUCUACUUUCCAGCAAAUUCCAAAUUGGAGUGUGUGAAAACAUUAUUUUCCGCUACUUCAAGGACAAAGCGAGUCAACGAGAUAUAGUUCUAGCAGGUAAUGUUUAAGCUGCUAACUAAGAUAUCUGGAAUGGUAUUCUCGCUACUGAUGUGCUGCAACAUUUAUUUCUCAAAGAAAACCAACCAAUAUGACAAGAAGCUUCAUUGACUCAUUGGCUGUCCAGCGCAUUUCAUGGCUCCUGAAUUAUGUCAGACAGUCAAUCACCUAAUGAAUAUCCCUCGAAAGAAAAGAAAUCAGAAGGGUCGUCUUCACGCUCGCGAACCUCGAGAAAUGCCGAUAAAAAAAAUCGCAAGAAAAUCAGGCAUAUAUGGGACGCCUACCAUGAGGAAAACGACGAUGAUUAUUAUCUAAGCUCCGGUACUCACAUCCACACAAACGUUCUUUCAGAAACCUACCCGAAAGAAUACUCCAUUAUUCCGACCUAUUCUUUAAACUUUGAUGACGAAGAUUUUAAAGACGCGUACCCACCCAGCGACCGCCAUACUGGCUCCUCCAUAAGUCCAAGCAUCCUUGGGCUGAGCGGCUCCAUAGGUUUUAGUUCCAGCGAUAAAGAAGAGUUAAUGAGCCACGAGGAGCAUGGGGACGCUGUGGUUCGAGAGGAACAGUUUCUGGACAUCCCAGACUCACCUAAACACUCUCCCGUGUCGAGUGGACACCACCACCGCCACCGUCACCGCCACCACCCCGGGGGACAUGGAUCCCAUCCGGUCUCGGACUCACAAAUCCAAGAUUCCCCCGGCCCUCACCAAUUCUUGGAGUGCAUCGCCUGCUCUAGCUUGGAUGAUUGUAUUGCAUUGGAGAAAAAUCCGGAAUUGCGGAAGAAGCUUCAGAGCAACGGGUCGACGCAGAAAAGCCUGAACAGCGGUAAAGUUUUUUUAAUAUGCGGGACCUCGCCUCCCAGAGAAGAAACCAAAGUCGCCCGAAAAAGCAGCAAGCACGUUGAGGAUGGGACAAAAGUAUCCCGAAAGAGUAGUAAAAUUGACGAGCCUGUCUUACAAGAUCACCGCAAACAGAGCUCCGAUAUAAUUGAGACGCCCGUUGCGACACGUUCAAGGAAGAUACAAGUCAGACCGCAUACGGAUAAGUCCACACAGUUUACUCCUGCAGAGGGGGAAGAUGAGCAACCCAGGGAUAUUCGCGAACCCCAGGUGGUGAGAAGUAAAUCGAUUAGCGCUGAUGAUGGAUUCAGAUAUAAAGAAGAUCAGACCACAUACGACCGUCAACAACGCGCGUCUAACACAGACCAGCGUAACUUACAAAGUACUAACGCAUCCGUGGGUGCUCCUGACCCUAAGGGUGGGGUACUUCGUCAUGAGGCAAACAGUAACACCGACACUGAACAAACUACGCACCACGCUAAUCUCUCCAAGCGAGAAUCUGUUAUACAAUCGUCAAGGGGCCGGACGUAUUCUUUAAAUACAAUAAAUGAAAAAUCAAAAUCUAUGACUGGGGAGUAUCGUCCUUAUGUACGCCAUGAACCUAUUUUACCGCAUUUGUCCUCACGUUAUAGUAUUAAUACUGGUCCAGGGUAUUCAGUUGAGAAUAAAAACUCGCUGUAUGCGUCUAGGACUCAGAUUCCUCGUGAGUAUGGGCGCCAUGAACCCUUAUCACCGUACUCAUCAUCCCGAUAUGGUCGUAACAAAGCACCAGGGCUAUCAGUAGAGAAUAAAAACUCGCUGUAUGCGUCUAGAACUCAGAUUCCUCACUUGAUUGUGGGCGGGGAGUAUGGCGUGUCCAGCGCCUUGCCAGAUCCGCUAAAACAUGAGGCUUUGAUGAACAGCCAGGUGUUGCUGCCACAAGCAUUAUUGAGCAUGCCCCGACAAGAUCCUCUCAUUAAUUAUCAAAUGUCUUCAUCACAACCAAACAUGAAUAAUCAAAUUUUUCAACCACAGCCAAUCUUGAAUAAUACCAUACCCGCACAACAACAAAUCACGAACAGUGAAAUACCACAGCAUCGACCACUUUGGAACAAUCAAAUGUCUUUACAAAACCCAAAUAUGAACAAUCUCAUCACUCAACCACAAUCAAUCAUGAACAAUCAACUGUCUCCACAAUAUCCGAAUAUGAACAAUCAGCUUUCUCCACAAUAUCCAAACAUGAACAAUCAGCUUUCUCCACAAUAUCCGAAUAUGAACAAUCAACUUUCCCCACAAUAUCCGAAUAUGAACAAUCAACUUUCCCCACAAUAUCCGAAUAUGAACAAUCAACUUUCCCCACAAUAUCCGAAUAUGAACAAUCAGCUUUCUCCACAAUAUCCGAAUAUGAACAAUCAACUUUCCCCACAAUAUCCGAAUAUGAACAAUCAACUUUCCCCACAAUAUCCGAAUAUGGACAAUCAACUUUCCCCACAAUAUCCAAACAUGAACAAUCAACUUUCCCCACAAUAUCCGAAUAUGAACAAUCAACUUUCCCCACAAUAUCCAAACAUGAACAAUCAGCUUUCGCCACAAUACCCGAAUAUGAACAAUCAACUUUCCCCACAAUAUCCGAAUAUGGACAACCAACUUUCUCCACAAUAUCCGAAUAUGAACAAUCAACUGUCUUCACAAUACCCAAACAUGAACAAUCCGAUUUCGCGACAAUACUCUAGCACAAAUCACCAAUUGUGCCAGCCCCACCCAACUCUGGUUCCACCAGACUAUCCCGGACAGUGCCCAAAACUCGACACAGAAUUGCAUGGUGGCCAUGUCUCUCACAGAGACCUCUGCGGGUAUUCCCCACAAAUGGCAUAUGGAGACACAGGAAACCAAGGGUUCAAAGGAUCGAACCAAUCACCAAGCAAGUCGUAUCCUUCCAACUCUAUCCAACCUCAAAGACCCCUGUCUCAAACGACGUGCGUCCCGCGCGUUCAGUUUCAAGAAGCUUCCCAGCACUUACCUAACGCGUUGAUCUGCGGGAAUCGCCAGGAAAACGCCAACACCAUGAUGUCUCCUAUCGACGCUUGCGAUAGCGACCCCCUGCAGGAUUUCUCCAGCACCAGCUCCUACCCCAGCGGGAGAAUCUCUCGCUUCCAGACCUGCUACUCUGGUGAGUCUCGCACGACUACACCGAACCAAAGCAGCCCCAGACUCAGUCAACUGAGGCGAGGGCAACCAUCCGCAUCACCUAGUCAUAUCCCGGAAACAUUCACGAACAUGCCGGUCAUGGGAAGUGAAAGUCAAAGUUAUUUUUCAGCACGAAGAAAACAGCCUUACUAUACGAAUAGGGGAAACUCACCUCGGCAACAUCGAAGAAAUAACUUUGAAGCCCCGCAACAUUUCGAUAGUCCUAGUAGUUGUGAGUACCGAAAAGGAAACGCUAGCCCUGUUGGGCGUGAAGAACGGUAUCUGAUGGACGAUCCAAUGCUGUCUGUUCAGGAUGAAGCUCAUUAUGCUAAAAGAUGUCAUUUGAGUUCAGUUUCGCGGCACAGUUCUAGAAGCUUCUGUCGUGGCAAUGAUGACCGCAUGCAGAGCAGUAGUGACGAAUCCUUGUACACGCCUCGCGAUCAACGCUACGCUACAUUCAUGGAUGACGUAGACGACCCAAAACGAGGCCCAGCACGCAGACGCAAUGUGACGUAUCAACUCAGAUCUAGGCCGGGCCGUGUAUCCAAUAGCAAGUCUUGCUACGACAACACGGGAGGGCGGCACGGUUCGGACAGAGAGAGUUGCUAUGACAACGGCGGAGGCUGGCACGGUUCGGACAGAGAGUGUUGCUAUGACAACGGCGGAGGGUGGCACGAUUCGGUGAGAGAGCGUGGUUAUGCCAGCAGUGGAGGCUAUCUAGGUUCGGAUAGAGAAACGUUCGACAAUGACUGGCAAUGUUCGGACACAAGGUCCUGCUAUAACGACGGCGGAGGCUGGAGUUCCAAGAACAAGCCAGCCAGGAAGAGACUCCUCUCUGAAGGGUAUUCAGAACCCCUGACGCCGAGAUAUAUCUCCAGGUCUACCUUUGGCACAGGAGAUUACCGUGUGGUCGACAGGCACUUCAGUGGUAGCGCCAGUAAGGUUUGGGAUAAACACGACAGGGGGGCCCCUCCCUCGUGGUCCUACCACUCAGAGUGCCCCGGGGUGAAACACAGCCCACCCCUCCGCAAGCAGUCGUACCAGGCUCCCAGUUCUGCCAGCUCCCGUAGGAGCAGUAGAGGUGACGAGAAUGAAGAUGACGAUGACGGCAAGUCCAGCUGGGUAUCUGAUGAAUGAAGACUCGGAUGGUUGGUUUGCACACAAUUUUAUUCGAAGGAAAUCUUUUAUAAGAAAUG